Molecule: messenger RNA, 6023 nt
Organism: Solea senegalensis (Senegalese sole)
Lineage: Eukaryota; Metazoa; Chordata; Actinopteri; Pleuronectiformes; Soleidae
Gene: ranbp10
Product: RAN binding protein 10
Exons: 15
Coding region: 135-1982 (615 amino acids)
Biological process (GO): cytoskeleton organization; cell surface receptor signaling pathway
Cellular component (GO): cytoplasm
Molecular function (GO): protein binding
Source: RefSeq, a predicted model, not a curated record
GUCACACCAGUGUUGCUGCUGGUGCUAUUUUCUCCCCUCAGUCCCUCUCGCUCUCAGCCCACAGCUCCAGCGGAGUGACACGGGGCUUUUGGACAGAAAGGAACGAACAUUAAGUCGCGAAAAGGAAAAAGAAUAUGGCAGAGCUCGGAGCGGGAAGUCUGCCUUUAGGGGAUCCUGCUUUUAACUACCAGGAGCACGAGCUGAACGAGCGGCUGAAGCGGCUCUAUCCGGCUGUUAACGAGGAAGAGACCCCUUUACCCCGAUCCUGGAGCCCCAAGGAUAAAUACAGCUACAUUGGGCUGUCACAGAACAACCUGCGGGUCCACUAUAAAGGACACGGUAAGAACCACAAGGAUGCAGCAUCAGUGCGAGCCACACACCCAAUACCUGCUGCAUGUGGGAUCUACUACUUUGAAGUCAAGAUUGUCAGCAAAGGUCGAGAUGGGUACAUGGGUAUUGGACUGUCAGCACAGGGUGUCAACAUGAACAGACUGCCUGGCUGGGACAAGCACUCAUACGGUUACCAUGGAGACGACGGCCACUCCUUCUGCUCCUCUGGGACUGGCCAACCAUACGGCCCGACAUUCACCACAGGCGAUGUGAUUGGCUGCUGUGUUAACCUCAUAAACAACACUUGCUUUUACACCAAAAAUGGCAUCAGUUUAGGUGUGGCCUUCACUGACCUCCCUCCCAACCUGUAUCCCACCGUGGGUCUCCAGACACCAGGCGAGAUCGUUGACGCUAAUUUCGGCCAGCAGCCGUUUGUGUUUGACAUCGAGGACUACAUGAGCGAGUGGCGAGCCAAGAUCCACGGCAUGAUCGCCCGCUUCCCCAUAGGAGAGCGUCUGGGAGAGUGGCAGGCUGUCCUGCAGAAUAUGGUUUCCAGCUACCUGGUGCAUCAUGGGUACUGUGCCACCGCCACAGCUUUCGCCAGAGCCACAGAGACAACAAUACAAGAGGACCAGAUGUCUAUUAAGAACAGACAGAGAAUACAAAAGCUGGUGCUGGCAGGACGGGUGGGCGAAGCCAUAGAGGCUACACAGCAGCUUUAUCCCAGCCUGUUAGAGCACAACCCCAACCUACUAUUCAUGUUAAAGUGUCGUCAGUUUGUGGAGAUGGUGAACGGUACAGAUAGUGAGGUUCGCUGCUUGACCAUUCGCUCCCCGAAGUCACAGGACAGUUACCCCGGUUCCCCCAGCUUCAGCCCCCGCCACGGAGCCAGCAACACACACCUGCACACUGGAGGGGCCGACAGUCCCACCUGCAGUAACGGGGUGACUCCCACCAACAAGUCAAAGAGCCACGCCGGAAGCAGCAGCGUCAAAUACCCCAGCGCGUCGUCCUCCGCCUCCUCCUCCACUUCCUCCUCCCCUUCUUCAGUCAACUACUCUGAAUCCAACUCCUCUGACUCCACCAAGCCACACAGCAACAACAGCACCCAGGAAACCAGUGACAGUGAGAUGGAAAUAGAAGCAGAGCACUAUACCAACGGGGUUGUUGAGGGCUCCUCAGCGCGGAUUAUGAACGGCACGUACAAACACGAAGAGAUCCUUCAGCCGGACGACAACAGCAUUGGCAAUGGUGUCAGAGAUGAGAGUUGUAUUAAUGGCAAACAGUUUUGCGGAGGGAACCAAGCGGCCACAGAGCGGAUGAUCCAGUUUGGACGGGAACUGCAGGCGCUCAGCGAACAGCUGUGCCGCGAAUACGGCAAGAACGCCACGCACAAGAAGAUGUUACAGGAUGCAUUCAGUCUGUUAGCGUACUCAGAUCCGUGGAACUGCCCAGUUGGACAGCAGUUAGAUCCCACGCAGAGAGAAUCACUCUGCGCCGCACUCAACAGCGCCAUACUGGAGUCGCAAAAUCUGCCCAAGCAGCCUCCGCUGAUGUUAGCGCUGGGUCAGGCCACAGAGUGCGUUCAGCUCAUGGCCCGAGUCCGGUCCGGUUCUUGCUCUUUUGCCAGAGUAGACAACUUUUUGCACUAGCCCCAGUCCAGGUUAAUGUUAAGUAGCACUGAGAGAAGGCAUGUCCAGCAGGUAGUUGUCAUGGCGACGGAGGAAAGAGCAUGUGUGUGAUUGGUGAGUUUGGCUGUCCCGUCAGACCGAGUCAGCGGCACAUGCAGAGCAGCAGAGGCGAGCAAAGAAGAGACAGAGAGAGAGGGGGAGAGCAAGGGAGGGAGAGAAGAAAGCUUCCUUUUUAAUUUAGUAUUAUCAAACAAAGAAAUGUGUGACACUAUUUAAAGAUAUUGAAUUAUUAUUCUGUUUAUCUAGCCUUUUUUUUUUAUUGACUUCUUUUCUUGUCAGUUUGUUGUGCUCAUCCUGGACAAAACAAAUGUAACCCCCUCCCAACUCCCUUUUUUUCUUUAUCUUCCCUCUGUUUUAACGGGUGGAGUUGUGAUUCCCUACAACCAGUAUUUUACACUUAACGCUGUUGUCGAUCACCCCAAUCACAGCUGGUAACCGUGGCGACCCUCACGACUGCAGGUCAAUUUCAACCUGAAAUAUAUAUCAUCUUUAAUAAGAUGUAGAAGAGGGACAUAUGUCCAAUUGGAGGUGGAUUUCUGUCUUUUUUUGUUGUUGUUUUUGUUAAGGGGGCGUGUAAACAAGUCGGCAGGCAUGAAAAACACCUCUGAUUGGCUGGAGCACACCGUUAGUGCUGGUCAUGGCUGCUGCAGCACAGUCGUAAACACUGACACUUAUGUAAAACUAAAGUGAGACCCAAUUAUUCCGGGAAAUAAAAGUUCGGUUUUAUCCCGCAUCAUAGUUACAUGAUGUUAUUAUGGAUAAAAUACUGAGAGGUAACAGGUAAGCAGCCAAAGAAGACAUCACCUGUGUGUUAAGUGUAAUUGAAGGAGGCUUUGUUGCCACCGACCAGGGAGAAAAGUCGAUGGCAAGGUAUUUCUACUGUGCCUACCAUGCCAUCGAACCAAUCAGUGAUGUGGCACCCACGACACCUGCCCUCAGAACUGAGCCUAACACUAUUAGCAUGGUCACCGUAUUGACGGCGUAAAAGGAAAUCCAUAUCAAAGGCAGACUAACAAGCUCAGUGAGUGUGUGUGUAUGGGGAGAAGUGCAGCCACCCUGUGGGUCCCUGACAAAUUAAAUCCAGUAUCACCCACAGCCUGAUGCUGUGCUCCUGUAUGUGUGCCGCCACUGUCAGAACCGCCAGUCUUUCUUUAGUUUUCAUUAUGUUUGAAAACCAGUUCUGUUUAAUGCCCCCCCACCCCCACUCACAAUCCGUAAAUCAUAAACUUAACCCACUGUUUUGCCCAGUUCCUUUAUAGAAGGACACAGUCAAGUCUGACUUAUAGAAGUAGCCCAAAGUCACGAGAUUGUCUCGGAAUGUUUUUUCGCCCUGUACGAUAAUGUGGUGGGAAAAGAGCAUCUUUUUAUCGUUCAGGUCUGCUGCUGUGGCCACUAUGAGAUUUGAAAUGGAGGCGUCGCAUUGCUUCAAUACCGAGUCGGAUCAGUAACCAACCAACCAAACAACCAAACCCACCCAAACGACAUAUAACAGAGAUUAAAGGUCUAAUAUGCAAUACUUUCACUGACGCUAAUGGUCAUAUUUGAAUAUGAAUGUCCAAAACCAAAACAAACAUGUGUGCAUGAUGUUACAUACAAGGUUCCCACAGGUCCUUGAAAUCCUUGAAAGCCUCUUACAAGUUUGUUUUCAGCUGUGUCAGCACAUUCUCUCCUUAAAUUAGAGGGAAUUGGUCCUGGAAAGUUCUUGAAUUUGAUGUCAACCAAGGUUUGGGAACCCUGUACGUAUUAAUGAGGCCAGGAGGAGGGCUUUAUGUUGGAUUUUGCUCUCCAUCGUUGCUAAAUGCUAAACCGAUAUUAAUCCUAUAGCAUUUUAGCCCAAAAAAUAAAACAAAUCCAGCAAAUUUGCCGUCAGCUCGAUGCUAUGUACUGUACAAACGGUUUACAUUGUUAAUAUUUAUAUUUAAUUCAUAGUGUUGCAUAUUGGCCCUUUAAUUAACUGAAUAAAGUGACAGUUUGAGUUGAAUAAACUCGUCAUUUUUAGCUCCUCUUGGCUCAAACACUGAUACUCUCACAAUGUCCAAGUUGGCUUUUGUAUGUUAGUAGCUAACCUGUUAGCUAGCUAGCGAGCACAUUUUGAUUGAGUCAGCCAACUAAUCACUGAAGUAACCCAUGUACAGUAGCUAGCUAACUAGCUUGGUUAGCUAAGUACCACACGCGAGCCAACCGACACCGUUUCUGAAAAGGUUUCCCCACAGAAAGUCGUACAACUCUUUUUGUUUUUGUUGUGAUCAGCAGGAGCUCUUUGGCAGUUUUGUUGAAUUAUUUCUUUUAAAUAUUAAAUGUUUGAAUCUUUAUAUCAUCACCUGCUGUCUGUUUCUGAUUCUGUAAUCUGAACAGAUUAUGGUUUUGUGGCAAAAUAACAAAUCUGACUCUUGUUUCACACACAGUAAUCUUUUACACAGGAUUUACUUUUUACCAAAUAGCAAAGACUGAAUGUUUUUUCUGACCUGUGGCAAACUGUUAGAUUGGCUGCUUUGAUGUGACCUCUGACCUUUUGUGACUAGUGGACCGACCGUGAGGUGUAUAUUCGAACAUAUGGGAGAAUCAAAACAUAAAAAGGUCAAGAAGUGUGUUUACUGCAGAUGUAUGUAUCGAGUACUGGGUUAACAACAGUUUAUGUGGUCUAACUUAAAGCUGUAGUAUGUAACUUUUUAAAUACAAACAUGAGAAAUGACAGACGUAGGCAAACGGGUGUGAGUUUGACAGGAAACACAAAGAAGACUCCACGGAGAAUUUAGUUUCAUCAUAUCGGCUUUUUAUCCAUGUGAAACCGCCAUUUUUUUUAACUUAUUUUUUUAUUAAAUGGGUCCCAUGUUUUGUGUUGACAAUAUGCAACUUUUUGUCAUAGCCCCACCAAACCCACAUACCGGCUUGGCAUAAUCCACCACAGCUGUGAGUUGUCUUGGGGGCUUUCACAGGGUUCCCAUGGAUCCUUUUAAAGGACACUAAGUAAACAUGGGUCAUUGGAAGUGCUUGAGUUUUGUGCGAGAGAGAAGUUACGUUGCUCGCGGCGUUGUGGUCGCUGUCCACUGUCUCUCCCUUCCGUGAUGCCUGGAAAAUGCUAAUUCCAAGAUCUCUGACUCCCUCCAUCCAUCCAUCAUCAACCGAAUAUCGGAGAUCGGGUCGUUGGGGUAGCAGCUUUAGUGGGCGGCCCCAGACUUCCCUGGUGCUGUCCACAUUGUCAGCCCAGUGAGGAGAUGGACUCUCUAAGUAAAGAGGGAGACCCCAGCCACUCUUUUGAGAAGACACAUUUUGGCUUCUUGUACCCACGGUCUCGUUCUGCUCGUGCCCAUAAGUGAGGGCAAGAACCUGGACAGCAGAUGUUAGCUCUGGGGAUCUCUGGCUCACCAAAGAAAAUGACAAACACUGUCUCACCCAAGAUCCCAAAGACAAUCACUUGUCCAGUGUGCUGCAAAUCAAUGAAAGUGGACCCCACCAUCUGAAUCUGUGUCCCCACAUUCGGUCCAUGAAUUUGAGGGAAUUAGUCCUGGAAAGUCCUUGCAAAGAUUGAAAGAUAGGAUAGGGAAAGUUCUGUGUUGUUGCCCCCACGCUCCAAGAUGAAUCACCAUAAAGUUACACACUGCAGCUUUAAUGCCCCACCGUUGUUGUAUUUAAUUCACACUCUUAGCUGUAAUAGGAACAACUCUAACACGUUUUCAUGCAGUACGCACUUGACAUCUGCUCCUGCAGCUGUAAAGGACUUCUGUUAGACACACACACACACACACCUGUUCACAAAUCUCUGUUGCAAACCUGUAGGGAACAAGUCCACCAGCUGUCUUCUGUCUUCUGUCUUCUGUGCCUGAGUCGCGUCUCGGGGCCCCUCCCUCUUCUCCCCGCGUUCACACAGCCACCGAUCACAUCAUCGAUCGGUGAUCGUUCUUAGGACGUUUGAAGCCCCGAAGCCUCUGAAGCCACAUGGACUUCCUCUGGAGAGGCGGCCGAAAACAAACAAACAAACAAACAAACAGACAAACAGACGAA